Messenger RNA from Biomphalaria glabrata, 1456 nucleotides. Its product is annotated as serine/threonine-protein kinase PAK 2-like. Gene Ontology annotation, molecular function: protein serine/threonine kinase activity; ATP binding. Bases 50 to 1327 code for a protein of 425 amino acids. The transcript has 10 exons. The record is from RefSeq and is a predicted model, not a curated record. Gene Ontology annotation, cellular component: cytoplasm. Gene Ontology annotation, biological process: regulation of MAPK cascade; intracellular signal transduction; protein phosphorylation. NCBI's taxonomy places the organism in Eukaryota, Metazoa, Mollusca, Gastropoda, Planorbidae.
UGCUGGAAACUCCAAGAACGAUUCACAUGACGAUCUCUCCCUGUAGCGUAUGAGAAUGGCUGAUAAAAAGACAGGUGAAAAGAUUGACUCUCUUCAAGAUGUUCUUCCAGAAGACUUGAAAGAAUUAGCUGAAAAAUAUAACAUUUCAGAAACCGAGAUUUCGGAAAACUUAGACGUCAUUAGAAAUGCUAUGAGAUUGUUGGAGGACUGGACCACAAGUGACAAGUUCAUGAUAUUUGGAGAUCCAACACAAGUGUUUGAAGAGGAUGCUGAAGACGUUGAGAUUGUUAGUGAACUUAGUAUCUCGGACAAUUUUGAGGUCAGUAACACAACAAAGUCACCUCAAGAUCAACAACCCAUGGAGACGGAUAAAGUUGAUACAGUUGAUGGCAUUUUUGAUUUUUUAAAAUCGAAACGCAAGAAGAAAAUUUCUUACUCGACCCAUGAAAUGCUGAAACAAUUAAAGCCACUAGUCAGUUCUAAAAAAGCAAAAGAUGAAUACAAACUUCAAACUCUUAUUGGCUCCGGUGGAACGAGUCAAGUUUACCUGGCCACUUGCAAGAAAACUAAAGCCACUGUGGCAAUGAAGAUCAUCGACAUUGAGAACUUGUACCGGAAGGAUAUCAUCCUGACAGAGAUCAACAUUAUGAAAGAGCUUCAGCAUGAGAACAUCGUCAAUUUCAUCAACUGUUUCGUGGAGAAUUCUUCCUUAUGGAUAGCCAUGGAGUACAUGGACGGAGGGUCGUUAAGAACAGUUUUAGACGCAACUGUACUGAACGAAGACCAGACAGCAGCGGUGACGCGUGAGUGCUUGAACGGACUGGCUUACCUCCACGGUCAUAACAUCAUCCACCGGGACAUCAAGGGAGACAACCUCGUACUCAGCAUGUCCGGUGCCGUGAAACUCACGGACUUUGGCUACUGCGCCCGACUGGUGGAGGAAGACGAGACGAGACACACACAAGUAGGAACAUACUCCUGGCUGGCUCCUGAGAUACUUCGCGGGCAGCACUAUGGCAACAAGGUCGACUUAUGGAGUCUUGGAAUAACUGUCCUAGAGAUGUUGAAUGGGAAGCCACCAUACGCUGACCACAUACCAGCAAGAAUAUUGAUUCUUAUAGCAUUAAAGGGAAAACCGGAUAUUAAGAACGUGGACCAGCUAAGCCCUGACCUUCAAGAUUUCUUAGACAAAUGCCUGACAGAAAACUCUGAUGAACGAGCUUCAACGACUGAGCUACUGAAUCACCCAUUUCUUGCCCGGGCUGCACCUUUGACCUCACUAGUACCAUUAAUCAAAGCAACUCGUGUGGUUCAAAUGUUUGAAUGAUACGGGACUGUACAUGAAUGAUGUCAUUGUUUUGAUUCCAAUUUCAGAUUCUUAAUGAAAUGUUUUUAUAGAAAAUGUUUUAAGAGUAGAAGUUUUUAAGUGCUUCGAAUAAAAGGAAUUUUCAAAGGA